UGCUCACAGUAGAAUAUGGCGGCGAUUUAUGACGUCAUAUAUUUCCCUAGCGUACUGCGGCAUAUUACUGGCAGUCCAUAACGGAACGAAUUUUUCUACAGUGAUAGCACUGUGCAGUGCUCGCAGUGUAUAUCGGAACAUACCCGCAGUCAGUUGUUAUUUUCAGUUAAAGAGCACGCAUAUCUUUUGAAAACAUUGAAAAAAUUUAAAACCCUAAAAAAUAUUAUUUCCUAAACUUGUGCACCGACCUCACGAGGAUGGAAUAAGGGCAGGGUGGUGGCCAGGGAUGUGACAAAAAUAUAAUUUCUUGCCAGUCCAGGAAAGUAAAGAAUAUCUCUAUUUUGCGGAAAAUGUAAAAAAUCAGGUGACAGGUGACAGUGAACAGGUGACAGUAAAGAGUACAUAAGUGACAGUGAUAACAUACCAAAAUUUCAAAAUUAAUGAAAAUUUAAAUUUCAUGCUGUGUUUCAUCGUAAAAAUGUUAUUACUUCAAUAAAUAGACAUAUUUUUAGGAAAUUGCAUGCGCUGUAUUCGUUUUAUAGAGGACUUUGAAACUUUAACGUACGCAUAACUGAACAAACACUAGUUAGAAAUCGAACUCGAUAUAGGCUUAUUAAUGAGAAGCUGCGAAGUUUUUUUUACUGAGAAGAGUAUUAGAACUUUACGUAAGACAAUCAAAACUUAUGCCAUUACGAAUUCUUGUACCAUGGCAGAUAAUAACAAAAACAUAAAAAACGAUACAGUACAUAAACUCGUAAAGAACUUUUUUAUCGGUAGUUUGAAAUAUGAAUUAACAAAAGAUGAAAUAAAUGAACUAUCUUUGGUCAAUCAAGAAAUAUUUUUGAGAUCAACAAUUCACAGCUCUCUUUACAAAAAGUACCCCUUAAAAGUUGAAUUUUGUAGAUUAUUUUUUAAGAAACUAAUUAAAUAUUUGGAAUAUUCUGAAGUCCAUGAUGAUAUAUAUGAAUUUAUAUGUUCGCUCAUGAAAAUAAAAAAUGAAGAAAAUAAAUUUUCUUAUAGACAUUACAUUAUUGAAAAUAGUUUAAAAGAUAUUAUAACAAUAAAAGAAACAAAUAACAUGGUUAUCAAUGGGACAACUGGUAUGAAAACUUGGGAGGCUGCUAUAAUGCUAUCAGAUUGGAUACUAUGUAAUAAAAAAAUAUUUUAUAACCAAAGAAUACUGGAACUAGGUUCAGGAGUGGGCUUUACAGGUAUUAUUGUUGGCAAGUACUGUAUGCCAAAAUCUACAACAUUAACUGAUUGUCACAGUGAUGUCCUUGAUUUACUUGUUGAGAAUAUCAUAAUUAACUUUCCAGACUUACAAAAAACUACAUCUUCACAAUAUCAAAGUUUUAGGAAUGAUGAGAAAGUAAUAGAUGUAGCAAAGUUAGAUUGGCAGUGUCCGGAAGAUGUAAAUGAUUAUUAUUACCCAGAUAUUGUGAUUGGUGCUGAUAUAAUUUAUGAUCCAUCAAUACUGCUGCCUCUUUGCAAUGUUUUAAAUAUAUUUUUUAAUAGAAAUCCUCAGUUACAAGUGUAUAUUGCAAGUAUUAUAAGGAAUGAAGAAACUUUUAAUCAAUUUUUAGAAGUGUUAGAUAACAUUAAUGUUGCAGUGGAUAAGGUGAUUCCAACGGAAUGUGUCUAUUUGAAUUGGGAUCAAGAAAUAAAAAAAUAUUAUCCUCGGGCGGGAUUGUGGUGA
Messenger RNA from Papilio machaon (common yellow swallowtail), 1696 nucleotides. RefSeq names its product protein-lysine N-methyltransferase EEF2KMT. The record is from RefSeq and is a predicted model, not a curated record. The coding region runs from base 617 to 1696 and encodes 359 amino acids. The transcript has 6 exons. NCBI's taxonomy places the organism in Eukaryota, Metazoa, Arthropoda, Insecta, Lepidoptera, Papilionidae.